AUGUGGAGAACCUUGUUUAAUGGUAACGUGGCCCGACCUAGAGCUCUUGUUACCCUCUGGCUUGCUUGUCAUGAGAGGUUGGCUACUCGCGAUCGUCUUCACAAAUAUGGAGCUAUGGACACAACCCACUACUGCUUCUGCAACACGGAGGAAACACAGCAGCAUCUGAUGUUCAAUUGCAAUGUAACUAAGGAUAUUUGGAGAAAAGUCCUAGAGUGGAUCCAGGUUGAUCACAACCCGUUGGGCUGGCGCCAAGAGAUGGAUUGGAUUACCCAGCAGACAAAGGGUAAGGGAGGUCGUGCUAAGAUCCUAAAAUUGGCUUUCACUGAAAGUGUGUAUGAAGUUUGUAGGUAUAAGAAUGCUACUAGCUUUGGUAAUGCUAUUCUGAACCAACAUACUCAUGAUAAAAUAAUUGACAAUAUAGUGUAUAGAGGUUGGACCAAUAGGAAAUUAAGAACACACAUAGCUAAACUUAUGAUGUAA
Molecule: messenger RNA, 483 nt
Organism: Trifolium pratense (red clover)
Lineage: Eukaryota; Viridiplantae; Streptophyta; Magnoliopsida; Fabales; Fabaceae
Exons: 1
Coding region: 1-483 (160 amino acids)
Source: RefSeq, a predicted model, not a curated record